AUGGCGUGGUACUCUAUUCUCCCACCUGAGCUCACCCACCUUGAGAGCUGGGCAGCUAGUUUCUUUUUCUUCCUCGGCCUCGUCACCAUCGGCCCCUGGGCCUUCCUCGUUCUGCUCGAUGCAACUAUCUGGGGUUAUAAAUUGAUUCUCUGGGAGCUUCCCUGGAUCGGUGGGCGCGUCAGGGGUCGACAGCGUCCUCGCGCGCCGAGCUUGAAUGAACGACCGGGCGGGCAGCGGAGGGCCUUCGGGUUGCGCGGGGUGGAGACUGAUACUGGUGGGAGCGAAGGGGAUGAUCAAGUUGAUGCAUCGGACUACAGCCGAACGAAAGGUCACACCGACUCUCGGAAUGUUGUGAGCUCUGCUUGCGAGUCACACCCCCAUUCGAGUGGGGGCGGAGGCUUGAAACCAAGAAGCUCGGGGCAGCUAUAA
Penicillium brevicompactum is the source of this 429-nucleotide messenger RNA. RefSeq lists its product as uncharacterized. The transcript is spliced from 2 exons. The coding region runs from base 1 to 429 and encodes 142 amino acids. Lineage: Eukaryota; Fungi; Ascomycota; Eurotiomycetes; Eurotiales; Aspergillaceae. The record is from RefSeq and is a predicted model, not a curated record.